Carassius carassius (crucian carp) is the source of this 1978-nucleotide messenger RNA. It is a transcript of the gene aqp4, whose product is annotated as aquaporin 4. Gene Ontology annotation, molecular function: water channel activity. Gene Ontology annotation, biological process: transmembrane transport. The record is from RefSeq and is a predicted model, not a curated record. The transcript is spliced from 5 exons. NCBI's taxonomy places the organism in Eukaryota, Metazoa, Chordata, Actinopteri, Cypriniformes, Cyprinidae. Gene Ontology annotation, cellular component: plasma membrane; basolateral plasma membrane. The coding region runs from base 140 to 1135 and encodes 331 amino acids.
GGGGGAAACGCGUGUGUGUGAAUCAGAGGGAGGAGAUGCUGAACACUCAGACUCGCACACAUAUUGAUCAUUUAAAAGAGAUCCUCACACCUACAGCGAGAUCCUGCACUUCUCCCACAGAGACGAUGCUUGUUCAGGGAUGAGAAAAGCUUUAUCGCAGGUCUCGGUUCCGAGCAGAAGUUGUGGCUUUCUUCGGAGGUGUGUGUCGUCUUGCUCAUGCAAUAACAGUAUCAUGGCAGCCUUCAAGGGUGUGUGGACUCAGGAAUUCUGGCGAGCGGUUUCGGGGGAGUUUUUAGCCAUGAUGAUAUUUGUACUGCUCAGUUUGGGAUCCACUAUCAACUGGGCAGCAACACAGGAAACCCCUCUGCCUGCCGACCUCGUCCUCAUCUCUCUCUGCUUUGGUUUAUCCAUUGCAACCCUGGUCCAGUGUUUUGGGCACAUCAGCGGUGCCCACAUUAACCCGGCCAUCACUGCGGCAAUGGUUGCUACACGGAAGCUGAGUCUGGCAAAGGGUGUGUUUUAUUUGUUGGCACAGUGUCUGGGGGCAGUGGUGGGGGCGGCUAUCUUGUACGGAGUGACACCAGCAUCCGUGAGAGGAGGAAUGGGAGUGACUUCUGUCAAUGCUGAAAUCUCCACUGGUCAUGCAAUUGUGAUAGAGCUCAUAAUCACUUUUGAGCUCGUCUUCACUGUCUUUGCCACCUGUGACCCCAAACGCAACGAUCUCAAAGGUUCAGCAGCCCUGGCUAUUGGACUGUCAGUGUGCAUCGGCCAUCUGUUUGCUAUCCCGUACACUGGAGCCAGUAUGAAUCCAGCUCGCUCUUUUGGGCCUGCUGUCAUCAUGGCAAAAUGGCAGGACCAUUGGGUGUACUGGGUGGGCCCUUUAAUAGGGGGCAUCCUGGCUGCAGCUGUGUACGAAUAUCUAUUCUGUCCCGACCCUGACCUGAAGCGCCGCUAUGCUGACGUCCUCUCCAAGAGCCCCUUCCAAAUCGACCCGUAUCAAGUGGUGGACACAGAUUCGUACCCCAGCGAUCAAGCUCAGCUCAUGGCCAAGCAGGCAGCGAUCAGAGUGCUGGACCUGGAGAGGACACAGAAGAAGGAGAGGGAGUCUGCUGGAGAGGUGCUGUCGUCGGUAUGACUAGUGAGAGGCACUGAGGAGGAACAGCACAACACUUACAGCAUUAAUGAGCUCAAAGAGACAGAUCUGAUCUAGAGUCACACUGUGUGUUUGUGCACAGAUCCUCUACGGAAUGACUCACAACACUUGACUUUAAUCGUUAAGAACGAGCUACGAAUCGCCUAAUGGUCUCACUUAAAAUGCUCUUCCUUGUAAGCCAGUCACAGGCCAUAGAUCUCAUAUCCGAUAGAAUCCACUUUGAAGAUUUUAGUCAGUCACUGAACAUCCUUUAGCAGAUGCACCUCAUCAACUACUGAAUCGAUAACUAAAUGGAAUUCUCACAUCUAAGCAAAUGUAACGCUUUUGUUUGGUCUUCGGGUUAUUACCUGGCAAUCAGGGUUGAGAUUAGAUCAUCACCAUAAUAAUGCAGAUCAUUUUCCUUCUCAGUGCACUCUCUAUGAAUUAACCCCUUCUGUCCCCAUCUUCUCCCUUUUAAAUCUAAUGUUGCUUAGAGUAUUUCUAUAGCUUUUUUUUCUUUAAGGUUAUGAAUGUUGUAUCUUUCGAUGCUGCUGUCAGAAAUCUGUACAAAUGCAAUCCCUGAAUGAGUUUUAUUUUCUAUUUGAAUUGAAAAGGCAUGAUUUGUCUGCUUAUGAUUUUAGUUUUGUCUUCACCUUCUCCCAUUGAAAUCUAAUGUUGUAUUGAGUAUUUUUAUAUUUUAUGUCUGUCUUUAAGGCUAUUCAAGUAAUUUUUUUUAGCCCAAAAUGCAUAAUUUGUCCACCUGUGAUUUUACUUGUUAAAAUCACUCGUACUGUGUCCUUCCACCUUUACUUAUUCUCAUACUCUCGAGAAAACAUGUAAUCAAUG